Messenger RNA from Amblyraja radiata (thorny skate), 1117 nucleotides. RefSeq names its product immunoglobulin lambda-1 light chain-like. The transcript has 3 exons. Lineage: Eukaryota; Metazoa; Chordata; Chondrichthyes; Rajiformes; Rajidae. The record is from RefSeq and is a predicted model, not a curated record. Bases 84 to 821 code for a protein of 245 amino acids.
AGACACUGGACCCCGAGCGGCUCCCGAACUUUGCAAUACAGCACGAGUGGGUCUGAAGUUUGGCUGCUCGCCUGUCCGGAAGAAUGGCCCCAGCGCUGCACCUCCUGUGGCCUCUGCUGCUGCUCCCAGCAGGUCUCCUGGCGAUCCCAGUCCUGAAUCAAACCCCAACUUCCGGACCUGUCUCCGCGGCACAAACCGCCCGCUUAGAGUGUCGGAUGCAGAACGGAAAUGUUGCAAAUUACUAUGUAUAUUGGUAUCGACAGCGUCCCGGGGAGAGACCAGAGUGGUUGAUAAGGUAUGAUACGGAUAAUGAAAUAUUCCGUGGCAGUGGGAUCACUGACCGUUUCCAGCCGUCCAGAGAUACUUCCGCCAACAGCUGCAUCCUGACCAUCGGCACCGUGGAGCCCGGAGACGCCGCCGUCUACUACUGUGCCGUGUGGGAAAGCGGCGUGGGAUACUUCUUCAGCCCUGGGACUAUCCUGGAAAUAAAUAGUAGCGAGUCUCGGAAGCCCUCGCUUCUCCUGCUCCCUCCGUCUCCGGAGGAAACUGGCACGGGCUCGGCCACACUCAGCUGUCUGGUGAGCGGCUUUAAGCCGGGCUUCGUGGCGCUGCGCUGGGCCGUGGACGGCGUGGAGACGGAGAGCGGGGUGACGUCGGGCGCAGUGUCCCCGGACGCCGAGCAGACGUACAGGCUGAGCAGUUACCUGCGGGUCCCCGCCGCCGCAUGGGACAAGGGCACGAGCUAUUCCUGCAGCGUAGCCCACAGCUCUCUGGGCUCGCCUCUCCGCCACACCGUCUCCUCAUCCGCUUGCGCGAACUGAGUUCGUGCCAUUGGCAUCGGCUGCCAAUUAUCUGCUAUGUUUAACACAGAGAGAGCUUCACAAUGGUCUGCCGCCACAUUGUGCAAUGUAACCUAUAGCAAUGUCCGCUUCUGGGAACAACACGAAUAUGUAAUUAUCUCAGAGAUCAGUGCGAAUUUCGUUGUAGAUUUGUCUCCAGUUCUAUGUGUCUUACUGCCUCUGUCUGUAGAAUGGGGGCAGAUUCCCCUGUAGACAGUAACCGUGUUGUGAUUGGAUCUGGUGUAACUCAGCUCUCAAUAAAGAGGAAAAAAUGCAGU